AUGGGUAUGAACUUCGCUAGUGAUGGUUAUGUAUGGGGAGACGCCGAGCAACCUUUUAAUAGUGAGGUUCGAGGAUAUACCCUGCAAAUGUUCUGGCACCGAGCAGGAUACAAGCCUCACGCUGAGAGUGUCGCAACACAUACGAGAAGAAGAUAUCGCCUUCUGCCUAACAAUCAGAUGGGCAUGGGCACUCCCGAUCCACACUUAUGGCUUGUCCAUUAUUCAAAAGCACAACCUCGUGAUCAGCAUCCUGCGACUUCGAUACAAAUGCUACCUCAUAUUGCACAGGUCUUUCAAACACGUCAGAUGAUUCAGCGGAGUGGACAACUACCCAGAAAGGAAUUUAUGCUGCAUGAUCGGUCUCAGUGGCCAGUAGUUCAACUCCCCACCGGAGUUGGCAGAUCAGGAUCGUCCGGACAAUUGGUAGGCGGUCACCGUCGGGGAGCCAGUCUUGAAAACACGACUAUGGAGGAAGAGGAGGAUGUGUCUCGAGGCGAUGUCUUAGAUUUCAUCACACCAAGGGAGAUCAGCCGCAUGCGGUAUGAGCAACACCACGAGUGGAUGGAAGAGAUACUCGAAUCGCCAUAUGCAACGAAGCAGAUUAUACCUUCUGAGCUUGGUCUAGGUAGGAAAGGAGCGCUCGAAUCGUUCACCAAUGGCUUCUUCACUGCUCCUGUCUCAACUGCUCAUGAAGCGGUGAAUGGGAAAGUCGGCAAGUUGGAUCUUGCAAGGACGGACGAGUUUACUAAGCAUGCCAACGCAAAAUUGGCUGAGAUGCAAGCAGAUCUCGAGAAAAUGAAGCAGCAGCACCUUCGACGAAUGGAGAAGUUGAGAAAGACCACUGAUCUAGGUAGUGCCGAACGCAAGCUCCGAAACAUGAACCCAAAUGACGACAACUACAAAAAUGUCGCUGCUCAGGUGCAGAACAUGAUGGGCAGGAAGAUAGAAGCAGUCGAGAAAGUACAGCAGAUUGCACGAGGUGGCUUGCAGGAUAUCAAGCCAAUCCAGGAACCCCAGUAUAAUGUGCGACAGGACUACACAGCAGCUCUUCAAGCACAGAGUCAAGCUCUAUUGCAAGCACAGCAGCAACAGCAGCAGCGUGUCCAACAAAUGCCUCAACAGUCACAACCAAAGCCACAGCCAAACUUGCAGCAACAAGUGCAGCAACAGCAACCUCAGACUCAACAGCCAGCCCAGCAAGCGGCGCAAACUCUACCACAAGCCCAGCCUCAACCGCAGAUCCAAACGCAACCACAACCCCAAAGCGUGACACCAAGCAACCAGCCCGCAGCUGUCGCACCGCCCACUGAACCCGCUCAGACACAGGAGUCUGUAGCACAAUCAGAAGCACUAAUACAAAACAACGACGCUGUGGAUAGCAACGAUAUCGACAUGGGUGAUCUGGGAGAUCCAGAAGGCAAUGACAAUACAGAUGGAAAUGAAUGGGACAUGGUAAACGACCAGCCAAGCGGCAAUAACAGUCAAAGUCCUCAAGGGAAUGUUAACAACCAACAACAACAAGCGCUUCAAUCGGAUUCAGAGCAGCAGAAUGUUGACGAGUCUCAGUCACAACAAGCAUAUCAGGCUGACAACAACACGCCAGCAGGUGAAGCCAAUGACUUCGACAUGGUAAAUGACUUCGAUACGAAUAUGGACACGGCUGGAGAUGCAUUAGCUGAUUACAACGUGGACGACGAUCUGAAUUUAGACGACUCGGCAUUUGGCGAUGCUUUUCAUCACAACCAGCAAGAUUUGUCCUAG
This is a messenger RNA of Lithohypha guttulata, 1761 nucleotides long. RefSeq lists its product as uncharacterized. Bases 1 to 1761 code for a protein of 586 amino acids. Gene Ontology annotation, biological process: chromatin remodeling. The transcript is spliced from 2 exons. Lineage: Eukaryota; Fungi; Ascomycota; Eurotiomycetes; Chaetothyriales; Trichomeriaceae. The record is from RefSeq and is a predicted model, not a curated record.